AGAUUGACGUGGCUGGAAAACUGUGCUGACAUUCGUGUACUUGGUGGACGUACAACUUCCAGCAACACGUUUACGCCGAAUUCGACAUUAGAUAAACCAACUAGUGACAACCAUGGUGCUGCUGGCAGCAGCGGUAUGCAACAAGUCGGGGAAAGCGAUCAUCUCACGACAGUUUGUCGAGAUGACACGCUCACGUAUUGAGGGCUUGUUGGCGGCUUUUCCUAAGUUGAUGAACACAGGCAAACAGCACACUUUUGUGGAAACGGAGAGUGUGAGAUAUGUGUACCAGCCACUAGAAAAGCUCUAUGUCGUCCUUAUCACCACUAAAGCUAGUAACAUACUGGAGGAUCUGGAAACUCUCAGGCUUUUUGCCCGAGUGAUACCAGAAUACUGCAGAAACAUGGAGGAGGUGGACAUCGUAGAUCAGGCCUUCCCUCUCAUCUUUGCGUUUGAUGAAGUGGUCGCCCUCGGCUACAGGGAAAACGUUAACCUGGCGCAGAUACGCACCUUUACAGAGAUGGACUCGCAUGAGGAAGCAGUAGCAAAGUCUGUGAGAGAGACACAAGAAAGAGAAGCUAAGGAUCUAAUGAAGAAACGAGCAAAGGAACUAAAUGCGCAGCGUCGAGAGGCCCAGAAAAGUGGGGGCCGCAGUGGUGGAUUCGGCAGCGGGUUCGGAAACUCAUCCUACUCAUCAUCAUCAUCCCAAAGCUCAGUUAUGGAUACACCUACCGACACACCUAAGCCCUCAUACACAGCACCGGCCAGCCGACCGUCUGGCGGAGGAAAGGCACUUCGCCUCGGCAGUAAAAAGAAGGACGUAGACACAUUUGUAGGACAACUGGAGUCUGAGGGAGAAAAGGUAUCCAAGGCAACAACAUCCCUGUCUUCAACAGUAGCCAAAGCCAGCACACCAGCAGUCGACCAGGACGGAGUACAUGUUGCAAUAGAGGAAAAGAUAUCUGUGUCUGCUGGCCGUGACGGAGGUCUACAGAACAUGGAAAUACACGGAAUGUGCAAGGUCAAGGUGAACGACUCUGAAUAUGGUCGUAUCAAGGUCAACAUGGUGAAUAAUGAUAAGCGGGGCAUUCAGAUGCAGACCCAUCCCAACAUAGACAAAAAGUUGUUCAACUCAACAUCGACUGUGGUCCUUAAGAAUCAAGACAAACCGUUUCCUAUUGGCCAAGAUGUUGGUGUUCUGAAGUGGCGGUUCCAGACACAAGACGAGGCACUUAUGCCCUUAUCCAUUAACUGUUGGCCUAAUGAGACACCAGACGGCUGUGAGGUAAACAUCGAGUACGGACUAGAACAGCAAUCAUUGGAACUCCAAGAUGUACUAAUCACAAUCCCCCUCCCGUCAGGAGUGGGUGGCCCAGUGGUGGGUGACUGCGAUGGCGAGUAUAAUUACGAAAGUCGGAAAAACCAGCUACAGUGGUCACUCCCGGUGAUAGACAAGUCUAAUAAAAAUGGCAGCCUAGAGUUCAGUAUAGCUGGCCAUCCGGACGAUUUCUUCCCCGUUGAGGUGUCAUUUGUGUCCAAAAUAUCGUACUGUGAUUUACAGAUAUCUGAGGUCGUGAUGUUGGAUGGUGAACAGCCAGUCAAGUUUUCAUCAGAAACCCUGUUUUAUGUGGACAAGUAUGAAUUUGUGUAGGAAUCAUGAACUGUUAUAAUAUUAAAAUUCAUUCAUCUAUAGAGACUUUGACAGUAGCAACGGCAGUCAGUACAGUCUUCGGGGACUUGGUGGCAGACGAGCCCACUAACUAAACAUGCCAUGCAUCAGACAUAAUUCAGAUGUUUUAAGAUGAAGGACGGCUAUUUCUGCUGUUUUUGGAGGAUAAUAAACCCCGACUUGAUGCUGUGAACACAACAGACUGGCUGUCUCUGCCAAAAUUGAAUUGCAGAAUUUAUUUAUAGACAUCUUUCUGCCAUCCAAGAUUACUGUAUAUGUGACUCGGUGUAAAUCAGGAUUUGGAUGAACUGGAUCUACACACGACACCAAGUGCACAGAUAACAAAUGAAGUGCUGAAGUUUG
Messenger RNA from Pecten maximus, 2029 nucleotides. Its product is annotated as coatomer subunit delta-like. Gene Ontology annotation, biological process: Golgi localization; endoplasmic reticulum to Golgi vesicle-mediated transport; retrograde vesicle-mediated transport, Golgi to endoplasmic reticulum. The transcript has 12 exons. The coding region runs from base 113 to 1648 and encodes 511 amino acids. Gene Ontology annotation, cellular component: COPI vesicle coat; cytosol. The record is from RefSeq and is a predicted model, not a curated record. Lineage: Eukaryota; Metazoa; Mollusca; Bivalvia; Pectinida; Pectinidae.